This is a messenger RNA of Halichondria panicea, 2988 nucleotides long. Its product is annotated as contactin-6-like. Gene Ontology annotation, molecular function: protein binding. Bases 108 to 2618 code for a protein of 836 amino acids. NCBI's taxonomy places the organism in Eukaryota, Metazoa, Porifera, Demospongiae, Suberitida, Halichondriidae. The transcript has 12 exons. The record is from RefSeq and is a predicted model, not a curated record.
GCAUUAUGUAUGAAGACUUAACACAUAUUCAGAGGCGGAGAGCUCACCGAAAGAAGCUGAAUAUUACCCCCAACUGCAAGUGCAAGUGAGAGCUAGUCAGAUCGAAGAUGUUGCCGUGCAGUAGAGAAGCCUUGUUGCAAAGACUGCUCCAAAUGAGCAUGCUGCUCUGUUUACUACAAGUGCAGCUCUGCAGCUCCCAAAGGACGGAUAUUCAAGUGUCUCGUUUAGACGGCUCCAGAUCCAUCAUCAACAUUUUGCAGCAGAGAGAGUACUACAUGUUUGAGGGAGAUGGCAUCACCUUUAAGUGUAUCUGCAGCAAUCAGGGGGCAAAUGUAAACACGAGAGCAGUUUCGGUGAGAUGGAUACACAAAGGAGAGAUUAUAGAGAGCAGUGAACAAUGCAUAACCCUCAUCCACACUAUAUCGGAGGCUACCAGUAGCAACGACGGGGAGCACGAGUGUGAGGUCUCCUAUGCUAACGGUACCGUGACCAGGCUCAGUGCAGGAACACUGGAGGUAGUCGAUCCCAACAUCGUCGUGGCACCUCCAUUUCAGUACGGGCUCAUCGACACUAGUUCAUCUCUCAACUGUACCACGACUUCCUCUGAGACUUCUAGCGUCUCCAUCACCUGGUUCCACGAUCGGGAGAAUGGUGCAUCGGCAAACAAUCAGAUUGAUCGUGUUCAAAUCAGUCACGAGGGGAUGUAUGUGUGCAGUGUCUUUCUUGCCACCUUCGAUCUCAGAGCCAUCAGAAUGAUAAAUUUCUCCGUUAUUGUUCCUCCGGUCAUUCUGAACGACCUCAUUGACUAUGAUCUACUCGGGAAUCAGGCUGCUCAAUUCACAGUAAAUUUUCAGUCUCGGUUCCAGUCUGAAACCGUCAUCGUGUGGUACAAGAACCAGAACAGUGCUGUACGAAAAGAGCUCAUUCGAACUGAGUACACUGACGAACCUAAUGCUGUGACAGAACUCUACUUUUCUAACUUGAGAAGGAGUGAUGCUGGUUUGUACACAGUUGUCAUACAGAAUACGUUCUCCCAGUUGUCUCCGGAGUUAAGAAGAGUCCAGACCAGUUUCAGACUAGACGUGACAGUUUAUCCUGUGGCUCCUUCGAACAUCCAUUUCAUUGAUAUCAGUUCCACUCAAGCGAAAGUUCAAUGGGAACUGACCAAUGAGAACGAAGACGAUCGCCCUGACAACAUCACAGCUCGGCUCUAUUACACAAACGGAACAAUUGUAUCGCAACACAUUGUGAAUGGAACAAGUACAGAGCUAGUAUUGUAUCUCAUACCUGGAACAGAAUAUAAAUUAUUAAUGACGUCAGCCAACAUCGAUGGAGAAGUCAACAGUAUAGAGAGAAAUUUCAUGAGCAUUGAUGGACCUCCCAGCUCACCUCACCUGACUGUUGAGAGAAUUGGAUCGGCCGUCUUCAACAUCACCAUUAGCCUCGCCUACACAGGAGGUGGUAAUAUAACUCAGUUCAUAUUGGAGGUAAGGAGCAAGGAGAAUCCAACUGCUGGUUGGAGAUCUUUAGGUGCAUUCGAAGCAGUGCCUACCGGUAAUAUUUUGGAAUGGAGAGUGAUUGCAAUGCAUGAUCAGUACCUGUCAGAGCAAGGUCUGGAGUUUAGAAUUGCUACUAUGAAUACGAGAGGACAUGUCAGUGAGCCAUCUCUGCACCUAGAACCUUACGAUCUACCUGGACCUCCAACACAGCCCAACCACAUCUCCUCCACUCAUGACUCCCUCCUCAUUCAAGUGCAACUGUCCUCUCUUGGUUCAGGUCCUAUCAUUGCCGUACACGUGUUGUUCGAGGACUUCAACCGAACCUUGGAGAUUCGCCCGUACUCCCUGGGAGAGCUAGUGCAGGUACGAAUAGAAGGCCUGCAGUCAAACACUAUAUAUCGGUUCGUAGUGAUAGCCGAGAACUAUGGUGGUCUUGGAGAACCUAGUCCCGUGCUCGAGGCUGCUACUGAGAAGCUGCCUCCUGUCCCGCUGUACGGUGUGGUGUUGAUUUCAAUAGGUACCGCCAUAGCGAUUAUCCUGGGCGUGGCCAUCCUCGCUAUAGUGGUGCGUCACAUCUACAGCGUGCAGAAAGAGAAGAGGCAGUAUAGAGUUGGUUCAGGGUCCCGCUCUGAAGCCUGCAAGACUAGCACUGGAUCGGACAAGCUAGUGUCGAGUACGAAGCGCCCCCCUCUCCCCAAGACCCCCACCCAGGCGAGCACUCAAUCCUCCGUCACUUCCGAAAAUCCUCGUCCCAGUUCCCAAUCUGCUUACUCUCGUCAAGGCUCCACCUCCACCUAUCCCCUCUCUCCUCAGCGGACCAUCAGUACCAGCGACGGAGGGUCGCCCAUCGAGGAGUUCGAGUUUAAUCAUCGCCCAGACUCGGUUGCUAUGAGCAACGAAUCGGAAUCGGAUGUGAAUUACCCGCGCUAUUUAUAUCGAGUGUCACCAUCACCUCCCAGCGUCUCCAUGCCCCAUCAGCUCAUCGCCCCCGCCCCAGUCAUUUCGCUCCACUCGAUGCAAUCCUAUCCCUCCACGAUCACUAACCUCACUGCCUCCAGCGACAGCACAAGAGACAGCAUCAUCCUCAGCCCUACCGAGUUCAGAGCCACUAACGUUUGAUCCUCGGAAAAUCACGCUUUUAUCUCUUCAUCUCUCAAAAUUGGCAAAUAGUAAUGGACCUAAUUCAUCAAUAAACACUUAACAACAGAAUAGUAGUCACUGUUAGUACUUGUUGUGAAGUUACGUAUUUUUGCCUCGAUCAUCACUUUUUUGACACACUUGUUGGCAAUUGUUUUUAUUACUACGACAACACACAUCACUCUUAGAGACCAGGUUUUGGUAGUUUGCAUUAAUUGUUUGGCAGUUUUCUUAGUUUGUGACUUCCCCUCCUCAUUACCACUUCAAUACAUUCACUUUUCAUGUUCUCACGGUAACUUAACUAUAUACUAGUUUCUGUUGGCUUUGAUGUCAUGUACAGUUUUCAUUUUGG